CUGGAGAAUGCUGUCCCGGAAGCUCGAACUGCUGCAACGGCAUAAAAUGCAUGGCUGGCACCAAAUGCUGUGAUGAACUGUGCAAGGCUUGCUGCAGUAACACAGACUGCAAAACUGGGGAGGUGUGCUGCGAAGGGCAAUGCGAAAGUCGCCAAUGCUGCUCAGGAGACCCAUAUUGCUGCAACGGGCAGCCAUGUCCGGCCGGCACUCGAUGCUGCGAUGCAGUGUGCAAGACUUGCUGCGAUGACGUGCACUGUGGCUCUGGCAUGGUCUGCUGCGAUGGACAAUGCAAAAGCGGUGAAUGCUGCCCUGGGAGCCCGAAUUGCUGCGAUGGAAAGACAUGCGUUGCGGGCACGCAAUGCUGCAAUGGAGUUAGCGGGGACUGCACAGUUGGGGAGGUCUGCUGUGAGGGACAAUGCAAUAGCGGUGAAUGCUGCCCUGGGAGCCCGAAUUGGUGCAACGGAAAGACAUGCGUUGCAGGCACCCAAUGCUGCAAUGGAGUGUGCAAGACUUGCUGCGAUGACGUGCACUGUGGCUCUGGCAUGGUCUGCUGUGAUGGACAAUGUGAAAGUGGUGAAUGCUGCCCUGGGAGCCCGAAUUGCUGCAACGGAAAGACAUGCGCUGCGGGCACCAAAUGCUGCAAUGGACUGUGCAAGGCUUGCUGCGGUAACACGGACUGCGGAACAACGGAGGUCUGCUGUGAUGGACAAUGCCAAAGUGGUGAAUGCUGCCCUGGGAGCCCGAAUUGCUGCGAUGGAAAGACAUGCGUUGCGGGCACCCUAUGCUGCAAUGGAGUGUGCAAAGCUGGAUGCAAUAGUGGGGACUGUGCAGUUGGGGAGGUCUGCUGUGAAGGACAAUGCAAAAGUGGUGAUUGCUGCCCUGGGAGCCCGGAUUGCUGCAAUGGGAAGACAUGUCCCGGUGGCACCCAAUGCUGCAAUGGAGAGUGCAAGGCUUGCUGUAGUGACAUUCAAUGCGAGCCCGGGAUGGUGUGCUGCCUAGAACGGUGCAUACGAGGAGCAUGCUGCUUUGGGGACCCUAACUGCUGCAACGGAGUGCCAUGUCCCGCUGGCACCCGAUGCU
This is a messenger RNA of Chara braunii, 1080 nucleotides long. Lineage: Eukaryota; Viridiplantae; Streptophyta; Charophyceae; Charales; Characeae. The record is from the annotation of a GenBank genome assembly.